Molecule: messenger RNA, 3169 nt
Organism: Xylona heveae TC161
Lineage: Eukaryota; Fungi; Ascomycota; Xylonomycetes; Xylonales; Xylonaceae
Product: TPR-like protein
Exons: 4
Coding region: 261-2885 (874 amino acids)
Biological process (GO): cell division
Cellular component (GO): anaphase-promoting complex
Molecular function (GO): protein binding
Source: RefSeq, a predicted model, not a curated record
CUUUGAGAUACCCCAGUCAAGUCAGGCGUUACUUGGAGCUUCUGUGAAGAGUGUGCGGUCUAGCUCAAAUUCAAAGCGAUUCUCGUGCCGUCAUGAGGUUGAAUUGAUUUUACAUUUACCCUUUCUACAACUGCGGCAUGGUAAUACGUCUUACACAUUUUGACGGGUUAUGACGAACGAAUGCUACCCCUAUAGAUCCGCUUGAUUGGACCGCUCAUAGCGCUUCUGGCAAUCACAUACUCCACGUAUCAUAUUUCAAGAUGGUCAAUCUCACAGACGCGGACAUUGUGCGGUUACGCACCACUUUGCAAGAUGCCGUGGUCAAGUGCUCUGAGCGCUGUCUAUACCAGUCGGCGAAAUGGGCCGCCGAACUAGCUACUUCUCUCCCUUCCACAUCUGAGCCUGAAACGACCCUAGACAGCGAUGCAGACUCUCAAAUGUCCAAUGCCGAUACGGAGGCAGCUCCUCCACCCAUUGUCCUGUCCGCCAACACUGAUCCUCAUGAGGCCCGUCUAGAGGCACAAGAGGCUGGCAAAUACCUCUUGGCUAAAUCCUAUUUUGACUGCCGCGAAUACGACCGUUGCGCCGCCAUCUUUUUGCCAUCAAACCUGCCCCGCGGACCGCUGAAUACAGCCCCAAGAGCAGAUAUCUUUACAGAUCCAAUAUCGCCUCAGUCGACGCAUAAAGGGAAAGGGAAAGCGAAAGCUACAGAUUCCGACGCAAAUGCGUCUAUGGCAUCUUCAGAAAGCGCAUUCCCCCGCAUGAGCCAAAAAGCACUGUUCUUGUCCCUGUACGCCAAAUACCUCUCUGGGGAGAAGAGAAAGGACGAGGAGAGCGAGAUGAUUCUUGGGCCAGCCGAUGGUGGGACAACAAUGAAUCGAGAAUUAGUAGGACUGAGCCGGGGCUUGGAAAGUUGGUUUGCAGAACGAGAGCGCAAAUCCUCGGCGACAGGCGAGGAGAAUUCGAGCCAAGGAUGGUUGGAGUAUCUCUACGGGAUAGUACUGGCAAAGGGCAAGAACGAAGCCGAGGCUAAAAAAUGGCUUCUCAAGAGCGUCAAUUUAUAUCCUUACAACUGGGGCGCCUGGCAGGAGCUCAGUGAUCUUCUUGGAAGUUUGGAAGACCUUGCUCAAAUCAUAAAUGACCUACCACGAAACAUUAUGACAUUUCUUUUUCACCUCCACGCCAGCCAGGAACUGUAUCAGGCAACGGACGAGAUCCACAGCGAGUUAUCACAGCUCGAAGCUGUUUUCCCUGGAAGUCAAUGGCUCAAAACUGAACGAGCGCUCCUUUUAUACCACUCCAAAGAUUUUGAAGAAGCCGAAUCCGUAUUUUCUACCAUCGUCGAAAACGACCCUCACCGUAUCGACGCUCUCGACCACUAUUCCAAUAUUCUUUACGUGAUGACACUACGGCCCAAACUCGCAUACAUUGCCCAACUGGCGACCGCGACUGACAAAUUCCGGCCCGAAACAUGCUGCGUCGUAGGCAACUACUACUCGCUCAAAUCCGAGCACGAAAAAGCAGUCAUGUACUUUCGGCGUGCACUCACACUCGAUCGGUCCUUUUUAUCCGCCUGGACGCUCAUGGGCCACGAAUACGUCGAGAUGAAAAACACCCAUGCGGCAAUCGAAUCCUACCGGCGCGCCGUGGACGUCAACCGCAAAGACUACCGCGCAUGGUACGGUCUCGGACAAACCUACGAGGUGCUCGAAAUGCACUACUACGCCCUCUUCUACUACCAGCGCGCCGCGAGCCUGAGACCAUAUGAUCCGAAAAUGUGGCAGGCUGUCGGCUCCUGCUAUAACAAAAUGGGACGGCCCCUGCAAGCUAUCAAAGCACUCAAGCGCGCCCUCGUGGCUGGCUCGUAUUAUGAUGUGCCCGUCAAUACCUCCACCACCACCCAGCAAGGCGGAGUCCUCGGCGAAAAACGAACCAUGGUUCAAGCGCCCAUGGACCCCGAAACACUCUACCAAAUCGCCCUCAUGUACGAGAAGAUGCACAAUCUCGACGAAGCAGCGGCAUAUAUGGAAUUGACACUCGCCCAAGAAGACGGUAUUGGCGGAGACGGAGACGCAGACGAAGACGAAGACGAAGAGUACGACGACACUGAUGAAGAAGAAUACGAUGACGACGAGGAUUGGGAAGGAAAGGAAAAUGACGAUCGUGAGAAUACAGACGCCGACCUUGGCGCGGAUAUGAACGACCAUGAUGACGAGCAAAACCUCCAAGGAACAGCAGGCGCAGCAACAGGCACCACCACCACCACCACCACCACCACCACCACAAGACCCGCACGACGCACCACAAAGCCACAAAGAAACAAUCGACGACGACAAAAACGAGGUACUGACCCAAACACAAAGAAACCGCCCCGCAACAACAACAUUCCUAUACGCCCCGCUACCGCCGGCGUCGGCGUCACGUCCACCACUUCCCGCGCCCGCAUGUGGCUCGCCAGAUGGGAAUUCAGCCGCGGCGGCCCCGCAGGCUACCAGCGCGCCAUGCAGCUCGCCACGGAACUCUGCCAGGACGGAGUCGAAGUCGAAGAAGCAAAGGCCCUCGUGAGAGACUUGCGCGCUAGAAUCGAAAUGGAGAGCAGCGCUCCCGGUCCUGGUUCUGGAUCUGGAUUUGGUGGUAGUAGUAGUUUUGGACCGGGACCGGGACUGGGUUCUAGUACUUCUUCUGGUCUUGGCUUUAGUUCUGGUCCUGGUCCUGGUUCUGGUAUUGGUCCCGGUUCUGGCUUUGGCCCUGGUCCUGGCCCUGCAGGGUUCGGUAGCAGUUAUGGUCAUCAUGCAGCCGGAAAUAAUGCAGGGUUCGGGGGAGGAGGAAGAAGAAGUAGUACGAGUAGUUAUGGUCCUGGAAGAUCCAGUUUUGGAACGGGCUAGUCAAGUUAGCUGUUACACGUAGGUAGUUACUUGUCUGUCCUGUCUUCUAUCUUCUAUCUUCUCUUUUCUUCGACUUUUGCGCUCUUUUUUCUUCUUCUUCGUGGGCUUUUUCUUUUCGUAUGGGAAUUCAUUGGCGCAUCCAGGACGGCGUAUGUCUCUUCAGAGACGUCUGACAAUGUACUACUUACUUGCAUUUUUUUUUUCUUACGAGUAUUACUUGAUAUGGUUUAUAAUAAAUCAUGCGACAAUCAAAGUUUGUGAGAAGAGACAAAUGUUAUGAACCC